AUGCACAAACCGGUGACGGCACGCGUGACUGUGAGUCUCCGUUUCACAGGAGUGCCAGGCAUUCAAGGCCAGCGUGUCUUCCGUGACACUUUAUCUGUAACGCAUCCAUACGAUAACAGUUACGACAGAAUUAGGGAUGUGGUGAAUGAGAAGCUGAAGUUCAUGAAGGCUCCCUUGUGUGAUUUCACCGUCUUCCACAAAGAUAACAAAACAAACGAUGUUGUGGUCGUGGACAAUGCGUACUUUGCUGAGCUUGUGAGAGACCUUGUGGGGAAGGCGCUCGCAUUGGGUGGGACACGCCCUGCCAGCAUAGCGGAGGGUGUCUAUAAAUUGGGUGAAACACGCGACUUCAGAAGGAAUGAGGUUUUAGGUGGUAGCUUUGAUUAUGAGGAGGAGGGGGAGGAAGUUGUUAGUUUAAGUGGCGUACUUUCGUUCGAUGUGGAGGUGACUAACGAGAAGACGGUGGUCGCCAAACCGAGUCUUAACAGCGGCACGGUGGUGCCACUGACAACGGAGGCGUUGCGAGCGCAUGUGUCGGACGGUGUUCAUGUAGCAAUUGGUUCCCUCGUGUGUCCACCCAAACAUCCAAAUGUCUUCAUUCGUGCUGCGGUGAUUGGCAUUCACUUUAAACAGCUGAACUCAGGGCAAUCACUGUGCCGAUUAGAUCUCUGUGAGCCGGAGGAUGUGCGGCAGCAGAUUACGGCUGUUACUUUUGACGCUUCCGUACAAAAGGCGAUUAGAGAUAAUCUUAAGGGAGGUGGGAGAGAGGUUGUAGAGCUGCGCAACGCUUAUAUCCGUAAGAAAAACGAAACAGACAUACGAUAUCAGGUCAACAUGCAUCCUCUUAUAAUCGGGAUGAACUCCUGCUCACGGAUUGAAGUUGUGCGGCUGCUUCCAGCCCCAGUUGCUCUGAACCCCGAGAACGUUGUGACCAUGCGGGAGAAUUUACGCCCCACCGGAAUCAUUAACUUUGGUGGCCCAGCUGUCUCGAGUGAGAAACCUGUUAAUUCAAGUCUUUCCCAACCGAUGCGGCAAAACGCGUCUGCUACAGGUUCCUCUUCGUCGUCAUCGGUACAAAGUGGACCGAGGAAGACGAUGUUAUCACUAAACAGCGCGGCAUCCAACACCAUAACUCCGAUUUCCGGCGUAGUUCCUUCACAUCUUGGCGAAGAAAUGAGGCGACAACAGGCCAACUUUCUCUCCAAGCGGACGCGUGAAGAACCUCUACCAAAGGAACCAGACACAAUCCACGUGUCCGUGAAGGACGUGAGAAUGAGAGAUAUGAUUGUGGCGCAGUACGCCGUUAGAGAGGAGGAAACCAAAAAUCGAAUUCGACGGCGGAAGGAAGUAAACCAAACGUGUAUCAUCUGCGGGGUAAAUUGCGAAGACGAGAGCACUUUAACUUUGGUGGCAGAUCUGUUGAAGAACAAUAGCGAAAACAGAGGAAGGCGCAUCCCAUCAAUGGCGGAGCUGCGUUGGGCACUAUGCGACCGGCGGCAAACAAAGAGCGGACAGGUUGGGAACCGUUUAGUGUGCGCACAAUACUUUGUGGAUACCCGAACCAACUCCCUUCACGUGGUGCACUGCCGCUGCGCUCAUCUUUGUACGGGUUAUCAAAGAGGACGAGAUUUGGAGGAUAUUGUAGCGUUAGAGCUACCCAUGCAAACCUGUACUCUCUGCGGUAUGCCGGGGGCGAGUGUCUUCUGCUACCAUCCGGAUUGUCGCGAGAUGUAUCACACAAUUUGUGCGUUGUUUUGUUUUGGUUAUGUGAACUUUGGCAAAAAGGAUCCGCACCUGCCGUGUCCUGCGUGUCCAAAACAUACACAAGUCAAACACUUACUGCCCGACGAGGCCGGUCCCGUCACGUAUGCGCAAAGCAACUCCGCGUGGUGGGAGGAAGACAAAGUAGUGUUUGAUUCCUCAAUAGUUGAAACUACGGAUCUACGAGACCCGGAUGAGAAUGAGGGAGCAUAG
Messenger RNA from Trypanosoma brucei brucei TREU927, 1974 nucleotides. RefSeq lists its product as hypothetical. The record is from RefSeq and is a predicted model, not a curated record. NCBI's taxonomy places the organism in Eukaryota, Euglenozoa, Kinetoplastea, Trypanosomatida, Trypanosomatidae. The coding region runs from base 1 to 1974 and encodes 657 amino acids. The transcript has a single exon.